AUGGCCGAAUCUGAUAAAAAAGAAAAAAAUGGAAGCGAUUUAGAAACGGAUAAUACAUUAAGUGAACUGAGUUUAUCAAGUUCGAUAUCACGUGAAUGUUUUAUUUCAAUUCAUUUUGCCGAAACAAGCUUGGAAAAAAUGGAAACAUAUUUUUUAAAAGAACAAUUUACAGAUGUUGUUUUAAUUGCUGGAAAACGACGAAUUCCAGCUCACAGGCUUGUUUUAAGUGCAGGUUCGGAAUAUUUUGCAGCCAUGUUUACUAAUAAUUUAAAAGAAGCUUCACAAACUGAAAUAGAACUUCAUGAUGUCGAUGGAGAUGUUCUUUGGUCAUUAAUUAAUUAUUGUUACACUGGAAAAAUUGAAUUGUUUGAAAAUACAGUUGAAACCGUUUUAGGUACUGCUUGUUUACUUCAGUUAUCAGAUGUUGUAGAAGCCUGUUGUACAUACCUUAGAGAACAAUUACAUCCGUCCAAUUGUAUUGGUAUAGGAGUAUUUGCUGAUUCGCAAGGUUGCAGAGACCUUUUACUAGCUUCACAGAAUUACACAGCAGAACAUUUUUUAGAAGUCAUUAAAAAUCAAGAAUUUCUCAUGUUGUCAGCGGAUGAAGUUGCCAAACUAUUGGCUUGCAAUGAUCUCAACGUAUCCUCCGAAGAAGUUAUUUUUCACGCAUUAAUGUCUUGGGUUGAAUAUCUUCCUGACAGAACUGCUCACGUUGGCAAAUUAUUAAGUCUUGUUAAACUGCCAUUACUUUCCCCAUCUUUUAUUGUAGAUCAUAUAGAAACAAUUCCAUUAUUCAAGGACAAUCCAGAGUGUCGAGAACUUAUUAUGGAAGCAUUUAAAUAUCAUUUGCUACCAGAAAGACGUUCAAUGUUACAAUCUCCCAGAACGUGUCCUAGAAAGAGCACAAUUGGAGAUUUGUACGCUCUCGGUGGAAUGGGUGCCAAUAAAAAUGUCGUAAGUGUUGAAAAAUAUAAUGUGAGAACGGAUACGUGGUCUCGUUUCGAUAAAUUAAGUUUUAGGAGGCUACAGUGCGGAGUGGCCGUAGUCGAUGAAAAACUUUACGUGGUCGGGGGUAGAGAUGGAUUAAAAACAUUAAACACAAUUGAAUGUUACGAUAUUAAAACUAAAAGUUGCACAAACUUACCCCCCAUGUCAACGCCGAGGCACGGUUUGGGUGUUGCUGUACUCGAGGGUCCAUUGUACGCAGUGGGAGGUCACGACGGAUGGAGUUUUCUCAACACGGUCGAAAGGUGGGAUCCGCAAACUAAGACGUGGUCGUUCGUUACUCCCAUGUUAACACAGAGAUCUACGGUCGGAGUGGCUGUCUUGAACGGAAAGUUAUACGCUGUCGGAGGGCGAGACGGAAGUUGUUGUCUGAGAACUGUCGAAUGUUACGACCCUCACACGAACAAAUGGGUCGUAUGUGCUUCCAUGAUCAAAAGAAGAGGCGGAGUAGGCGUAGGUGUUCUUAAUGGUUAUUUGUAUGCAUUGGGAGGUCAUGAAGUACCCGGAUUGAAUCCAUCAGCAGCGAGAUUUUCAUGCGUUGAAAGGUACGAUCCAAAAGCUGAUUCUUGGGUAACGGUGGCGUCCAUGAGCGUUGGAAGGGAUGCCAUAGGUGUUUGUAUUUUAGGCGAAAGAUUGUUUGCCGUUGGAGGAUACGAUGGGAAAUGGUAUUUGAAACUAGUCGAAGCUUACGAUCCACAGAAAGACGAAUGGCAAGAAGUUUCACCUUUAAUCAACGAAAGAGCGGGAGCUUGCGUUGUUUUAAUUAAAUCUACUUGA
Pediculus humanus corporis (human body louse) is the source of this 1782-nucleotide messenger RNA. RefSeq lists its product as uncharacterized. The transcript is spliced from 10 exons. The coding region runs from base 1 to 1782 and encodes 593 amino acids. NCBI's taxonomy places the organism in Eukaryota, Metazoa, Arthropoda, Insecta, Psocodea, Pediculidae. The record is from RefSeq and is a predicted model, not a curated record. Gene Ontology annotation, molecular function: protein binding.